AACAUCUUUGGGUAAGCAUACCUAUUACCUAAGCAUAACACAAAAGUCGUGCUAAGCUUUCACACAUGUAUUUGGGAAUGAUGGCAGGUCACCAUAUGGGUUGGGGUUUGAUAGAAGAGGAGGGUUGGAGAAAGGGGCCUUGGACUGCUGAGGAAGAUAGGUUGCUUAUUGAGUAUGUGAGGGUUCAUGGUGAAGGCAGAUGGAACUCUGUCGCUAGGCUUGCAGGACUGAAGAGAAAUGGAAAGAGCUGCAGAUUGAGGUGGGUGAAUUAUUUGAGGCCAGACCUUAAGAGGGGGCAAAUUACUCCACAUGAAGAGAGAAUCAUUGUAGACCUUCAUGCAAGAUGGGGAAAUAGAUGGUCAACAAUUGCAAGGAGUUUGCCCGGAAGGACUGACAACGAAAUCAAGAACUACUGGAGGACCCAUUUCAAGAAAAAGGCAGUGAAAGCGCCUUCUGAUGCCUCCGAGAAAGCGAAAAAUCGCCUUUUAAGGAGGCAACAGUUUCACCAGCAGCAGCAACAGUUGCAACAGAUUAAUCAACCAGAUGUCAAGAAAAUCAUGGCCUUACUGGAUGAAAAUGACAACAAUAAAAUAUCAUCCUGCUGGCCUCAAGUGAAGCCGGAUUCGGAGACCUCUACUACUACCACUGUAUACCCCAACACAGCUGAUCAGGAGCAAGGAUUCUUCUGCUCCAUGUUGCAUGGCAAUGUCUAUAUGCCUGAACCUGCCUCCACUAAUGAGGACAAUUAUCUGUGGGAUGGUUUGUGGAACUUGGAUGAUAUCCAUGGUAAUUUCAACACAGCUUCAGCUUGUUCAACAGGCAAACCUAGUCUGCUCACCAACUUGGUCGUUCCCUUUUAUUGAAUUUCAGAGCAGAUUUUGAUUAUUCUAGUGUAACAAACAAGUGGUGAAUUUGGGGUUGUGAAAUAAUGCGAUCCAAGGGUACCUACUUAUUUACCAUGCUUUUUACUUUUAUUUUCAAAUAACAGCCUACAAUUUUAAUUUGGAGGAGAAUUGUAAUUAUUUUAAUGUUGCUUUACUUUUAUUGGUACUUGCUAGACAAGCUCUUGGAAAUCAAAAAGCCAUUAGCUUCAAGUA
Molecule: messenger RNA, 1097 nt
Organism: Malus domestica (apple)
Lineage: Eukaryota; Viridiplantae; Streptophyta; Magnoliopsida; Rosales; Rosaceae
Product: MYB-like transcription factor EOBII
Biological process (GO): regulation of DNA-templated transcription
Cellular component (GO): nucleus
Molecular function (GO): sequence-specific DNA binding; DNA-binding transcription factor activity
Source: RefSeq, a predicted model, not a curated record